Parnassius apollo (apollo) is the source of this 4692-nucleotide messenger RNA. NCBI's taxonomy places the organism in Eukaryota, Metazoa, Arthropoda, Insecta, Lepidoptera, Papilionidae. The record is from the annotation of a GenBank genome assembly.
AUGGUUGUGUAUGUACGGCAGGAGAAGCUAGACGCGGUGGAGGAGCGCCUGAAGCGCGAGGGCGAAGUGGGGGGUGCGGGUGGUGUAUGGGAGGGCGUGGGUGCGGGCGAGUCGGCGGGUGCGCUGGAGGCGCGGCUAGCGCGCGCGCUCGGUGUGCUGACAGACGUGCAGCGCGCCGCCGCCGCGCCGCACGCGCACGCGCACGCACAGCGCCCCGCAGACCCGGACGCCGUGCGCGCGGACCUGCGUCGAUGUCUGAAAUUCUACCGCACGCUGAGCGAAAUAAAAUCGGAAGUCGAAUCGAUAAUCAAAACUGGUCGCAAGAUGGUCGAGGAGGGGGCGGUUGCCGAGCCGCAGGAGUUCUCGAAGAGGAUCGACGGCCUGAAGGAGCUGUACAACAAGCUAGGCGCUCAGAUCACCGAGUCGAAGUCGAGGCUCGAGAGUGCUUUGUUGACGGCUCGCGAGAUACAGAACGACCUGCAGUCGCUGAGGGGCUGGCUGGACGGGCUCACGAACGACGUCGGGCGGCAGGCGCUCGAGCUGGAGAUGUCCCGCAUGGAGGCGAUCAAGGACAAGCUGACCGCGAACUACGCGGAGCUGUGCAAGUGCUGCGAGCCGGAGUACCUGACUACGCUCCGUGAGCAGAUAGACGACGUGAACGCGCGGUGGACGAGGCUGCGGACUGGUGCCGGGGGCGAGGGGGAGGGCGCGGCGCUGAGACGCUGGCUGCGUGGCGUGCGUCGCCAGUUGCCCUCCUCCGCCUCCCCCUCCCACGCCCUCUCGCGGCUGCGCUCGCUGCGGACCGAGCUGCAGGGUCGGGCGGCGUUGGUCGCUGCUUCCGCAGCCACAGACCCACACCUCGCCGACCUCUGGAAGGAUACCCUCGACACGAUCGACAAGCUCGCGCAAGAGGCGGCCGGUGACAGAGACAAUAACGCUAUCGUUGAAUACGAAAAUGUAACGGACACUAUAAAAAGACGCUUAGAAAGCCCGGUUGAUACACCUGAAACUGAAAAGCCCGAAUUGAAAAGAUCAAAAAUACCAUUAGCUCUUAAAAGUCCUUUACCCAUUAAAAAAGAAAUUAAAGACGGGGGAAAUAGACGUAGGGGUUCCUCUUUAGAGAGAAGGAAGAAUAAUGUCGAUAGCUCUACGUCCGGCAGUAUCACUAGUGACAGUAUUGCUAGUUUAAUGUCGGUCGAUUCCAUCGAGGCGUCAACUUCAUUAACGAGCUCUUUACCGUCAACGCCGGAGACUCCUAAAAAAGACAGUAGUACCUUCAACCUACUUAAAGACAGUGAUCUUUUUACACAAAUAUCAAAUAAUCAAAUGAAAACAAAUAAGCCGAUGUCCGAGAACUCUGAACCAAAGGCAGAUCCAUAUCACGUUGUUGAAGUGAAGGAGCAUGAGAUUAUAAAAUCAACUGUUUAUCCCGUUGAACUGAGAGAAAUUUACCCUUCUGAAGCAAUUGAAACCGUGGUUGAGUUUAUACCACAAACAGUUGAAACAGUUGAGAUUAUCGAUGAUACGGAAGGCGAGUCGGUUGGUGAUUCCGAUAAUGAUGAUGAACAAGUUUCAGUGGACUUGGGUUCUGAACCGAAGACUUUCGUCGUGGAGGUGACAAAGCUAGAAGAACGAAUGAAGCCAACUCUUGGCAUUUUAAAAAGGAGAACUCCCGGUGAUGAUAAUCCCAAACCGAUGAAAGUUACCAUGAAUGUACCAGACUUAAUAUCAACUGUCAAAAAUAAUAAUGACGACGACGUGUCUAUGAGGACACCGCCGCCUACGCCAAUGUGUGGAGCGGAUGAUAUAGAAUGUCCCUUAUUAUAUGAUCUGUCCGUGAGACAAAUGGAAGCGCAUAAGAAUCUGAUGCGAGACGAAGUCAACGAAUAUCUUAUUUUAGAUGAAGUGCUGAAAGAUCAAGCGGCGCUUCCUGAACCGUCUGUUACCGAAGAAACAUUUGGUAACAAUAAAUCAGAAGUUAGUCAAAUGGCUAUUGACGCCGAACCUAAAUCAAUAAAAAACGGCGCGUUGGAUCGCACCGACAGGAAGUCAGCAGACAGCGCAGAGGUUGAAGCCAUAUACUCGGAAGUGGCAGACACCACACCACAGACACGUGUUACUUCAACCUCUGAAUUUGACGAUAAACAGCCGUUAUCGACGUCGACGCCGAUCAAAGAAGACGACAAAAUCAGGCUGGUGCAAGUGGUCGCUAUGUCGCCCAAACUACUCGGCACUAAAGAGCACGAGAAUAACGACGAACCCUCUACUCCACCGCCUAAGAGAGAUUCAAGAUCUUCCGCUAGCCCAAUUCUAGGGAACAAGUCUUACAUUCCAGUAUCUAAAGACAGAUCCAAGAAUAUUACUAAUGAGAAAUAUCAAAAGAAUGAUGAAUUUGAUCAGGAAUCAAGAACAGAGAGCACUGACAGCACGGAGAGUGUACCUGCGGCGCCGUCGCUGCAAAGCCUGUUCCCCGAGGCGUGCGCUGCCGACCCCGAGCUGGCGCGCUUCGAGCAGCAGGCGCUGAAUGUGGCACGCCGCAUGCACGUGAUGCUGCUCACCGUGCGCGGGGUGGCCAGCGAGCGCGACCCCGCCAAGCGCCUCGAGAUAUUGAAGAAUCAGCUGGGUUCGGUGGCUCCGGACGCAGCUGCGCUCAUUUCCCGCGGCGACAGCCUGGUCUACGCCAAGCACAAGGAGAACCCGCAGCUGGCGGAGUACUUGCGGACCCACUUCCAGGACGAAUUACGCAGCGAAUGGUCGUCGGUGAUGGCGGAGAUUGAGUCGAAGCGUAACGCCGCAAUGAAGGCCGAGGACGACGUGAAGGAGUUAACUACGCUGACGGAGCGGCUGCAGGAAUGGGCGCUGGAGUGCGAGGGGCGCGUGGCGGGGGAGGCGGGAAAGGUGCGUGCGGAGGCGGAGGCGCGCGAGGCUGCGGCGGCGCGCGUGUGCGAGCUGGCGCGGACGCUGCGCGUGGCGCGCGUGGCUUUCCCCGAGCGACGCGCCGCUGCCGCCGCCGCCGCGCCGCGCCGCCUGCGCGAGCUGUGCGCCGCGCACGCCGCCGACGCCACGCACAUACACACGGAGAACACGGAGGCAAGUGCACACGAGCUGUUGCGGCGCACGCAGCAGACGCAGGAGCAGCUGGCGGCGGCCGCGGCACGCCUGCGAGCUGCUCCGCUUGCUGGCCCGGACUACGACGAGUUCCCGCUGCAGGAGGACGCGCUCGCGAAUGUAAAGACGUCGAUGUCCGAAGUGAAAGUGAGUAUGGAGGCGCUGGAAAGGGAAUACUCGUGGCUGACGCGCCGCAGCCGCGCCGAGCACCUGCAGCAGCUGGAGCCGCUGCGGCGCGUGCGCGACCAGCUGCAAGACGACUGGAUCGCACUGCAGGACGCAUACCAGGACCGGUACGAAAGGUGGCGCACGUGCCAGGAGACGUGGGCGGCGCUGUACCGCGCGCUGGAGGGGGCCGGCUGCUGGUUGGACGACGCGGAGCGGACGCUCGACCGCUUGGCUGCUGCACCAGAUGGCCGCGAUCUGAACGACCUCGACGGACAGAUGAAGGAACGCUCGGCGGCGCUGGAGGUGGCGGCGGAGCGCGCGCGCGGCGUGCUGGCGGCGUGCGGCGCGCGCCUGGCGCACGAGCUGGGCGCACAGCUGCAGCCGCUGCGGAGCAGCGCGCCGCCGCCGCGCGCGCGCGCCUCCGGCAGCUGCAGCAGCCUCAGCCGCAGCCCGCCGCCGUCCUGGCGCGCGUGCGCGACCUGCUGCACAACACCAGCGCCAACCCCUCCGACCACACCAGCCUCUCUAUACGGCUUAGCCUCGUCAAGGUGGUCUGUUAAUUGGUUUGUUGAUGUGAUGUGUUAUUGCGAGCGUGCUUGUGUGCAGGCGCGCGCGCAGCUGGGCGAGCACGCGCGCUACGUAGCGGAGCGGCUGGCGGCGCUGUCGCAGCUGCGCGAGCGCAUGGACGCCGCGCUGCGCACGCUCGCCGCCGCGCACACGCAGGAGGAGGUGCAGCGGCACGAGGCGGAGGUGCGCGCGUUGCUGGAGCGCUGCGGCGAGCUGGAGCGCGCGUGCGGGCGGCUGGGCGUGGCGGCCGACGUGCGCGAGCGCGCCGCGCGCCUGCAGCGCGAGUGGGACGCGGCCCGCCGCCGCGCGCGCGAACCCACGGCCGCGAGCGACUUCCCCACCCCCACGGUCAACACCGCGUCUCCGGUUUCGAUCCGCGACCAUGACUCCCCAGUUGCCCGCGAAUCGUCGGUCAAAAGCAAGUCUGUUUCCGUCCACGAGUCCCCUAAACUCAACGGCGAAUUGAAGAAAGAGAGAGCGGAGAAUCAACAGGAGAUGGAGAAGCAGCAAAAGCCAGAGAGCCGGCGCAGUUCCGCGGACAGCCAGGCCAGCGAGAGGAGCCAGUACUCGAGGCGCCGAUCGUGGCAGCAGCAGCCCAGCGGCGCUCUGCUGGCCAACUUUGACACCAGCGUCCAACAGAUCCGAGACUGGGUGUCUGUGGAGGUGGACAUGCUGCGCGCGCAGUCGGUCGCCGUUGGCGAUGUGGAUGACAUCAUGCAACAGCUGGACAAGCAGAAGGGUGUGCUGCGUGAGCUGGAACAGAAGAAGCCGCAGCUGGACGAACUACUGCACACCGCUGAGAGCCUCAAGGGUACGGAGAACCGGCAACAGCUGCAUUGCAAAGGUUAG